Messenger RNA from Macroventuria anomochaeta, 2340 nucleotides. RefSeq names its product RNA-binding domain-containing protein. The record is from RefSeq and is a predicted model, not a curated record. The transcript has a single exon. Bases 35 to 2293 code for a protein of 752 amino acids. Lineage: Eukaryota; Fungi; Ascomycota; Dothideomycetes; Pleosporales; Didymellaceae. Gene Ontology annotation, molecular function: RNA binding.
AGCGACUCGAAAUUCAACAAAUAUACCUAUCCAGAUGGCACCCCGUAGAAAGAAGCAGCGUCUCUCGGAGGAAGGCGCUAAGGCCGUCACCGCCACUGUCGACGUCGAACAAGCCGCCAGUGCACCAACAAAUGACCGCAAGUCGAAUGCCCGCAGACAGCUCUUCGUUCGCAGUCUCGCGAAGGAAGUCACGACCGAGGCACUCACCGAAUUCUUUUCUGACUCUUACCCAAUCAAGAACGCGCUCGUUGUUCUCGACAAGGAUACCAAGGAAUCGAAAGGUUACGGUUUUGUCACAUUCGCCGAUGUCGAAGAUGCACAGCGCGCACUCGAAGAGCUUGAUGGCGCAAAGCUGCAGGGCAAGAAGAUCCGUCUCGAGAGCGCCGAGGCAAGGCAUCGCGAGGAUGGAGUUGAGGGCAAGGGCCAGAGGUUGAAGGCGGAGCGCGAGGCGCAAAAGAAGGAGAAUCAGACGCCCAAGCUGAUUGUUCGCAACCUGCCGUGGAGCAUCAAGAAGCCCGAGGAUCUUGAGAAGCACUUCCGUAGUUUCGGCAAGACGCACUUCAUAAACCUGCCCAAAAAGCCUAACGGCGAGCUGCGAGGUUUUGCCUUCGUUGCUAUGCGUGGCAAGAAGAAUGCCGAGAAGGCAUUAGCGGAGCUCAACGGCAAGGAGAUUGACGGCCGGCCGAUUGCCGUGGAUUGGGCUGUGGACAAGGAUGCAUGGCAGACACUGCAGAAGACCGAGCAGGAGGGUGAGGAGGCAGAGGAUAAGAAGGAUUUGGAUAUGGAGGAUGCUAAUUCUGACGCCGAGUCGAGCGAAGAGCCGUCAGACGACGAAUCCGAAGAGGACGGUAGCGAGGACGACAAAGACGACAGCAACACUGACUAUGACGACGAAGACAUUUCAGACGACGAAGAGGGCGGUGUCGAGCUUGAAGAGCCCAAGCCACAGCGACCAAACCACGUCCUUUUCAUCCGUAAUUUGCCCUUCACCGUUGACGACGACAGCCUCAAGGAGCAUUUUCAGCAGUUCGGCGCCAUCCGCUACGCCCGUGUUGUCGUCGACCGUGACACCGAACGACCCAAGGGCACAGGCUUCGUAGCUUUCUUCAAUGAGGAGGAGAUGAUCAACUGCCUGAAGGGCGUACCAAAAGUCACACUGCACACCAAGAACGUUGAGCGCAAAGACGGCGCAACCAUCACAACGACGCACUCCGUCCUCGAAGACGCCGACGCCGAUCCCACAGGCAAAUACACCAUGGACGGGCGCAUCCUCUCGCUCAGCCGCGCCGUCGACAAGAACGAAGCCACCCGCCUGACUGCUGAAGGCGCCGCGAACCGCUUUAACCGCGACAAAGACAAGCGGCGCCUCUACCUCCUCAACGAAGGCACCAUCGCCUCGAACUCGCCGCUAUACUCGCAACUCGCGCCCUCGGAAGUUAAGAUGCGCGAAGACAGCGCGACGCUUCGUAGAAAGCAGAUCCAAGAAAACCCCUCCCUCCACCUCUCUCUCACCCGUCUCUCCGUCCGCAAUAUCCCCCGCUCCAUCACCUCGAAGGACCUCAAACAACUAGCCCGCAAAGCCGUCGUCGGGUUCGCCGAGGACGUAAACAACGGCAAGCGGCAACGACUCAGUAAAGCCGAAAUAGCGCGCGGCGGCGAAGAAAUGGUCAUCGCGGAGAAGAUCCGUAAGAAGCGUGGAAAAGGUAUCGUCCGGCAAGCCAAGGUUGUCUUCGAGACCGAAAAGGGUUCGAAAGUUGGAGAGGAGACAGGUGCGGGAAGGAGUAGAGGGUACGGGUUCAUCGAGUACUACACGCACCGCAACGCGCUCAUGGGUCUGCGCUGGCUGAACGGGCACGCCGUCGAUUACAAAGUCAAAGGCGACGCGCCGAAGAGCAAGAAAGCGCAAAAUGAGGCGCUGGAAGACAAGCGGAAACGUCUGAUCGUUGAAUUCGCAAUCGAGAACGCAAACGUCGUUUCGCGCCGGUCAGCCGCAGAAGAGAAGUCCCGCGAGCCGAAGCCGGACAAGGUCGAGGUUGAGUCCGCCGCCGAGGACGACACAAAGACUGGCAAGGAUAAGGGCCAGAAGCGGAGGCGCGACUCAAGCUCCGGUGCAGGUCGUGACGCGAAGAAGGCCAAGGGCAGGGAUGGCGGCAGCAAGGCGCUAGGGUCGGGCGCGGAAGGGAAUAAGCGGCCCGCUGCUGCAGAGGGCGACAUGGAUAAGGCGAAGUUGGCGCAGCGGACGCGGAUUAUUGCGCAGAAGAGGAUGAAGAGGAAGGCGAACCGGGCGAAGUAGUCUCACAUUCUGUAUGGAUGAGGGGAGGCGCAUAGCGAUGGCGUUAG